Molecule: messenger RNA, 4637 nt
Organism: Acanthoscelides obtectus
Lineage: Eukaryota; Metazoa; Arthropoda; Insecta; Coleoptera; Chrysomelidae
Source: the annotation of a GenBank genome assembly
GAGAAACAAAAACAUUAGAAGCAUUCGACUAUAAGGAGAUCAAAAAUUACACAAGCGUAAUAAGGCAUAAAACAAAGGUGUCUAUGGAGAAAAUUUGGGACAAAGGAAGUAAUGUUUGGAAGAGUUUGAGUCAUCUGAAUAUGCAUACAAAAAAGGAGAGUACUGGUAUUCUAGAUUCAUUACGUAAUGUUGAGUGAUGAAAACUAUAAUGCCAGAACAAAAUAGCAGCAAAAAUGAUGUUUUCAGAUAAGGGUUCUCACUAGUGAAUGGCACUUUAAUAUGAGCAAAGAUGCUGGUGUAACCUCCAAAAAAGCUACAGAGUAUAUGUUUAUUGUUGUGUCAAGUUUGUACAAUGGAACACAGUAAUACAAAAUUUCUCGGCUUGGUGCUUGGCGCGUGGUAUGUAAAAAUUUCCGACUUUUUUUCAAAAACUGGUAAUGGCAGAUUCUAUAGAUGACCUCUUUGACUGCUUUGAGGAGUCUGACAAUGUUAAGAUCGAGGAAAACGAAGGUAGUGCAUCGGAAAACGAGGAAACCUCAAAUAGUGGGGCCGUCAAGAGGAAAAAUAUCGAUCUUGAAGGCGACAAUAUUUCGCUGAAGAAAUGCCGAUCCGAUGAAGUCAAUGUUGACGAUAUAAAUUUUGAAGAACUGAAGCAUCGUCUGGUGAUUCACACCAUUGACACAUUGGAUUCAUGUACCCAUGAGGUCGCUUGUCCACCUGGCCAUAACUAUGUCCCUAUGCAACAGUCUAAAGGAGAACCAGCCAAGACAUACCCUUUUACCCUUGAUCCUUUCCAAAAAGAAUCUAUCCUCUGUGUAGAUAAUAACCAGUCAGUCCUUGUGUCUGCUCAUACAUCUGCUGGCAAAACUGUGAUUGCAGAAUAUGCAAUAGCUGUUAGCUUGAAACAUAAACAGAGGGUAAUUUAUACUACACCUAUAAAAGCUCUGUCAAAUCAGAAGUAUCGUGAGUUUCUAGAUGAAUUUAAAGAUGUUGGAUUGGUCACUGGUGAUGUUACUAUCAAUCCAAGUGCUUCAUGUCUUAUCAUGACAACAGAGAUUCUGCGUAACAUGCUGUACAGGGGCAGCGAAAUAAUGCGCGAAGUAGGUUGGGUGAUAUUCGACGAAAUCCAUUACAUGAGAGACAAAGAGCGAGGUGUAGUUUGGGAGGAAACGUUGAUCUUGCUUCCUCACAACGUCAAAUUCGUUUUCCUGUCGGCCACGAUACCUAACGCACGUCAGUUCGCCGAGUGGGUAGCACAUUUGCACCACCAGCCAUGUCACGUGGUAUACACGGACUACAGGCCUACGCCGUUGCAGCACUUUGUCUAUCCUGUUGGAGGAAGUGGUAUACAUAUGGUCGUCGAUGAAACGGGUACAUUCAAAGAUGAUAGUUUCAAUGCUGCCAUGGCGGUUCUACAAAACUCAGGAGAUGCCGCGAAAGGUGAUCAGAGAGGUAGAAAAGGAGGUAUCGCAGACAAAGAUCCGUCACAGACAGAUAUAUUCAAAGUUAUCAAAAUGAUCAUGGAAAGAAAUUUCGCGCCAGUUAUUGUCUUCAGCUUUAGCAAAAAGGAAUGCGAAUUAUAUGCAAUGCAGAUGACAAAAUUAGAUUUCAACACAACUGCCGAGAAACAAUUGGUUGACGAAGUGUUCAAUAACGCAAUGGACGUGCUCUCUGACGAGGACAGGCACCUUCCUCAAGUCGAGAACCUUCUCCCGUUGCUUAGAAGAGGCAUCGGAAUUCACCACGGCGGUCUCCUCCCUAUCCUCAAGGAGACCAUUGAAAUACUUUUUGGCGAAGGUCUUAUUAAGGCUCUGUUUGCUACAGAAACCUUUGCUAUGGGCCUGAACAUGCCAGCUAGAACUGUACUUUUCACUGGCGUGAAAAAGUUUGACGGAAGUGAAAUGAGAUGGAUCACGUCAGGAGAAUACAUCCAAAUGUCUGGUAGAGCUGGCAGAAGAGGGCUCGAUGAUAAAGGUAUUGUUAUUCUGAUGGUAGACGAAAAAGUCCCUCCAGCAGCCGGUAGGAAUAUUGUCAAAGGUCUUCCAGAUCCCAUAAACUCAGCAUUCCAUUUAACGUACAAUAUGGUUUUAAACUUACUUAGGGUCGAAGAAAUCAAUCCAGAAUACAUGCUGGAAAGAUCCUUUUACCAGUUCCAAAAUCAAACUGCGAUACCCGGUUACUAUGAAGAUUAUAUGCAAAAGUUAGAAGAAUACAAUAAUAUGGAAGUUAAAAACGAACAGGAAAUAGCAACAUACUACGACAUAAGGCAAGAGCUCGACUCUUUAGCUGUUAAAUUUAGAACAUACAUAACCAAACCGGAAUAUUUGAUACCGUUUCUUCAGCCUGGCAGAUUAAUAAAGAUAAAAACUUCUGAAGCAGAAUACGAUUGGGGCUCUGUGGUGAAUUUCAAGAAAGUGCAUGAAGUUGUACCUGGUAAAAAAAAUAAACAAGGAAAACCCAAAAUGCAGACCAAAGUUAAAGUGGAUCUGCUGCUUCAUGUCAUAUCGUCAGAAAAUGAAGAUGGGGAUGCUAUACCCAAACCUUGUACAGAUGAUCUGAAAGGAGAGGUGGAAAUAGUAAAUGUAGAUACUAGUUUCAUAACGCAUGUCUCAUCUGUUAGAGUGUUUUGUCCGACUGACUUGAGAUCUAAAGAUAGUCGAAAAGGGAUGUACAAAGCCGUGAAAGAAGUGAAAAAAGAUUUCCAGAUGGGCCUCCUCUACUUAAUCCUAUAAAAGAUAUGAAGAUACAAGAGGAAGAGUUUGCGGAUAUUGUCGAUAAAAUAGAGAAGCUUGAACAGAAAAUGUUCUCACACCCCAUGCAUAAACACGCACUGCUGAAUACUGAAUACCCUAAAUACGAAAAGAAAGUUAUAUGUCUAAAUGAACUAAAUGCAGCUAAAAAGAAAUUGUUAGACGCGAAAUCUGUACUUCAAAUGGAUGAGUUGAAAUGUAGGAAAAGGGUAUUGAGACGAUUAGGAUAUUGUAGUGACACUGACGUCAUCCAGUUAAAGGGAAGGGUAGCUUGUGAAUUAAGCAGUGCGGAUGAGCUGUUGAUAACGGAAAUGGUUUUCAAUGGAGUAUUCACAAACUUAACACCAGCACAGGCUUGUGCAUUAUUGAGUUGUUUUGUAUGUGAUGAAAAAAGCAAUGAUUCUCCGAAGUUAUCUGAUGAGCUGUCUGGUCCAUUGAGACAGAUGCAGGACUUGGCUAGACGUAUAGCUAAAGUUAGCACAGAAUCCCGUCUACCUCUUGACGAAGACGUCUAUGUAGAGCGUUUUCGACCGUAUCUUAUGGACGUAGUUUAUGCCUGGUGCAAUGGCAAGAGCUUUAUGGAACUGUGCGGCAUGACAGAUAUAUUUGAAGGGUCCAUCGUCAGAUGUAUGCGUCGACUGGAGGAACUACUCAGGCAAAUGGUGCAGGCGUCAAAGACUAUUGGAAACACCGACCUCGAGGACAAAUUCAGUCAGGCCAUCCGGUUGAUCAAGAGAGACAUCGUAUUUUCGUCCAGUCUCUACUUGUAAGGCAUUUUGCAGGUUCAGAUCACCUUUUUUAUUUUUUGUACUAAACGAGGGGACUGGAAUACAGAUAAAUGAUUUUUUGAAAAUUGAUUCCCAGGCGGAAUGGUUCGAGAUUUCGAUUACAUGUUUUAGGUUGAUUUUUAAUCGUUCUUCUGAAACCCUGAAUGUAUUUGAAAACCUCGAAAUUUUUCAUUUAGAUGUGUAGAAUACUAAUUCACUAAAUUUAUUCCAUGCAAUCAAUAGGAUAAAAUAAUUGUUUCAAUCCACUCUUUCAUUGACAUCAUCUCUUGAAUAUAUAUAUUUAUCAGAUUGCCACGAAGUUGUUUUAAUGGAGCAAAUAUCGUGAUGCUCUUUCAAAACAAACAUCAGCGCGCGGGGCUCGAAUUCGCACGCUCCUAUUGACGAUCUAGUGCUCGAGUGUGUUUUGACGUGGAGUAAACUGUUUAUAGUUAAUCUAACAGUGCCGUGUUACAGCUUGGACUCUUAAGAUCGUUUACUUUUAUUUGUAUCCUUGAAUUUAUUUUCAUUGUGUGAGAACUGUGAUAUUAAAAAAUAGACAGACCUUCUUAAAGAUAUGUUUUGCAUUUAUUUUCUUUGCUUCUAUAUAUUGUGAUAACUGCUUUUCCUCAUUGUCCUUCAUCAAUGAGAAAAAUACAUUUUUCGAUUCAGUUUGGUGAUUACUCCUGCUAAAGAAAUCGCAUAGGAUAUUUCAAAACUAGAACAACGCAAUUAUAUUAAUAGCGUUUAUUGCCCAACAGAUACAGAAGCUCUUUACAGAGCAAUAUAAAAUAAACAAACUAUACCAUCCACAGGUGUUUUGUGAAAUAUUCUUAUAAAUACACUUUAGUUCCUUGAGUUUACAAUUAAAUAUGUCAACAUGCUGCAGUAUCUUAUAAUGUGAACACAUUACUGAUAAUCGUGAUUUCAACAUCAGAUUUGUCCUAGCAGCAGUAGAAUAAAAUGUUAAUGAUUGUCUUGAGCAGAGUUCCCCAAACUUUUUUGUGUCGUAGACCCCUUGCCAUGUUUUUCCGUGUUGGGUAGACCCCCUACUUACCUGAUAUUGAUUUCCUGUAAAUUUCUAACUGUAGUGAAGUUUAGUGUUAAAAACUUAAAGUAAAAA